AGGACAGACUGUGGGGGAGACAAGAGCCUGCCUGUCUUUACAGAUGAAAUUUUCUUGUUCUCUUCUGUACUGAGUGUUUCCCAAGCAUGCAGGUGACAAGCUUAUUAAUUUUGGUGUGCUUUAUAGCAGCGUUUCAAGUCUUCUCUAGAGCCUCCUCUCCAGUCAACUGCAAGUGGGACUCCUAUGGCCCUUGGUCAGAAUGCAAUGGCUGUACCAAGACUCAGACUCGAAGGCGUUCAGUUGCUGUUUAUGGGCAAUAUGGAGGCUAUCCAUGUGAGGGGAGUGCUUUUGAAACACAAUCCUGCAAACCUGAACGAGGCUGUCCGACGGAAGAGGGCUGUGGGGACCGGUUUAGGUGUUUUUCAGGUCAGUGCAUCAGCAAAUCAUUGGUUUGCAAUGGAGAUCCUGACUGUGAGGAAGACGGUGCUGAUGAAGACAAAUGUGAAAAUGUGGCUAACCCUUCCUGCAACAUUGAUAAGCCUCCUCCCAACAUAGAACUUACCGGUUAUGGUUACAACGUAGUUACUGGCCAGGGUAAGAAAAGAGUCAUCAACACCAAAAGUUUCGGUGGUCAGUGCAGGAAAGUGUUCAGCGGGGAUGGAAAAGAUUUCUACAGACUAAGUGGAAAUAUCCUCUCUUAUACAUUCCAGGUCAAAGUAGAUAAUGAUUUUAACUAUGAAUUUUACAACAGCAGUUGGUCUUACAUAAAGCACACAUCCACAGAGCAAAACACAUUUUAUUCAUGGAAGGGAUUAUUUUCCCACUCACGGAAUACUUACGGUCAUGGUUCAGCAAAAGAGGAAAUCGACACGAAAAUGAAGAGUUAUAAAUUGUUGGUUGUUCAGAACACUGUUGAAGUGGCCCAGUUCACUAAUAAUAAUCCUGAAUUUUUACAAGUUGCUGAGCCAUUCUGGAAGGAACUCUCCCAUCUUCCCACUCUGUAUGACUACAGUGCCUACCGACGGUUAAUCGAUCAGUAUGGGACACAUUACCUGCAGUCUGGGUCCUUAGGAGGAGAAUAUAGAGUUCUAUUUUAUGUGGAUUCAGGAAGUGCCAAAGAAACUGGUUUUCAGUCAGACCAGGAUAACGCAUGUUCGUCUGCAGACUUUCAGUUUCUUUUUACAUCGUCAGCAGAUCAGAGAUGUAUGAAACAGCUAGAGACUGAAAAAUCAACUUCAGGAAAUAAGGGCAGGUUGCUUCGAGGAAAACCAUUGGUCAGAGGUGGAGACUCUGGCUUUGUAGCUGACCUUAGUUUCCUGGACCUGGAUAAUCCUGCUGGAAACAAGCAGCGCUAUUCCUCCUGGGCUGGGUCUGUAACCAGACUUCCCCAAGUCAUAAAAGAAAAGCUGGCGCCGUUGUAUGAGCUGGUCAAGGAGGUGCCCUGUGCCUCUGUGAAAAGACUGUACCUGAAGCGGGCUAUUGAGGAGUACUUCGAUGAAUUUGACCCCUGCCAUUGCCGGCCUUGCCAGAAUGGCGGCCUCGCUAUUGUUGUGGAGACACAGUGCCAGUGUCUGUGCAAACCAUACACAUUUGGUUCAGCGUGUGAGCAAGGAGUCCUUGUCGGCGAUCAAGCAGGAGGGGUUGAUGGAGGUUGGAAUUGUUGGUCCUCUUGGAGCCCCUGUGUUCAAGGGAAGAGAACAAGGAGCCGGGAAUGCAAUAAUCCCCCUCCCAGAGAUGAUGGAAAGUCCUGUCUUGGAGAAACAACUGAGAGUAAGCAGUGUGAAGACCAGGACUUGGAGAAACUGCGAUUACUUGAGCCACAUUGCUUUCACUCGUCUUUGGCUCCAAAAGAAUUCUGCCUAUCACCCCCUGCCUUAAAAGAUGGAUUUGUUCAAGGUGAAGGUACCAUGGUUCCUGUUGGACAAAGCGUAGUAUAUGCUUGUGAUGAGGGGUAUUCUCUUAUUGGAGAUCCUGUUGCCAGAUGUGGAGAAGACUUACAGUGGCUUGUUGGAGAAAUGCAUUGUCAAAAAUUGGCCUGCGUUCUACCUGGAGAGAUGAAUGGCAUGCAGAGUCACCCGCAGAAACCUUUUUACAUGGUUGGAGAGAAGGUGACUCUUUCCUGUGUGGGGGGUAUGUCCUUAGAGGGUCCUUCAACCCUCCUCUGUGGCUCCAGCCUGAAGUGGAGUCCCGAGCUGAAGGAUGCCAAGUGUGUGCAAAAAGCUACCAGCACUCCACCACCAGCAGCCCCUGCAUGUCAGCCUUGGGAGAAACUGCAGAACUCAAAAUGCAUCUGUAAAAUGCCCUAUGAAUGUGGAUCCUCCUUGGAUGUAUGUGCCCGAGAUGAGAGUAGAAACAAGAUUCUGUCUCUGACCAUCUGCAAGAUGCACGUUGUCCACUGUCAUAAAAGAAAUUACACUCUUGUUGGCAAGGAAAGCUGUACUCUGCCUUCCCCGGCUGAGAAAGUCUGUGGUGCAUGCCCAAUAUGGAGUAAAUGUGAUGCUCAGAAUGGCAAAUGUAUCUGCAGAGAAGCAUCGGAGUGCCAGACAGCAGGCUACAGAAUCUGUGUGGAAGUGAAUGGCAAAGAGGAAACGAUGUCUGAGUGUGAGGCUGGCAUCUUAAGAUGCAGAGGACAGAGCAUCUCCAUCACAGCCAUAAAGCCCUGUGCAGAAGAAGCAGCCCAGUAGGGCCUGGAGGGGGUGGGGCUUGAUCCUCUUCAUCAGAAUCUAGUGGGCAGUGGAUGCUGGGUUAAAAUAACUGGUCCUUCAACCACUUUCCCAGCAGGAAGGCACAAUCCUUUUCUCUUUCUCUCUAGUAUUUACCUCUCCUUUCUGUGCUCAGCCACCUGUGCAAACAAACCCUUUGUUUUCUCAAACCCCAGCCCAGAUUUCCUUCCUUUACAAAUGGCAGUAUGAAGAACUGACAUGAACCAUGGCAUCCCCAGCUAUUUGUGAGGUUUUGGAAAAAUGCACUAGGCUUUGACUUUUUUUUUUUUGUCUGUAAACUUACUGGAUGAGACUAGAGGCACAUGCUCUCCGUUCUUUCAUCCCUAUGAUUCUGUUGAGUAUGAUUGACCCAGACCAUUGGCCCGUGUUCCUCCUCUACGUUGAUUAGGAAAACAGAAAGAAUGUAAUUUCCCAAUUAGGGAGGUCGUCUUUCCUCAGCGAUAUCAAACACACACACACACACACACACACACACACACACACACACACACACAUGCACACACAUUGGAAGGAAGAGACAGAUGUAAUUAUUUCCAUCCUGAGGAGUAAUGUCACUCUUCGCCCUACUAAGCCAUUCCCAUAUGUAGGAUCCUUCUUCUUGUCAGAAGAUCAAAUUACUUAAAUGUCAGAGCAGAAUUCAUCAUGCUAUGGUCACAGGGCACCAUUGUGAGACUCAAGCUUCAGCAAAGAAAUUACAGCUUGGUCGUAAGCCAGGUGAGCAGAGGCCCACAGUUGCCCUCAAGGUUGCUAAAGCAACAAAGACAGCUCCGGGAAAUGGUCCACCACAAACCUGCUGAUGCAGGAACUGGCCUGCCUCAAACAAGCAGGUGUAUCCCAAGAAAAUUGAACCCCCCUCCCCCGGGACUGAGCCAACCGACUUUUGCCCCGCACCCCGUCCCCAUUUCCCCCAGUUUGCGGUUUUUGAGCUUAAGAAAAGUCUGUAAUAGCUCUUCGGGGUUUCUGCUCCGUCCCAAAGGCAGAGGAACCCCGGCGCGCCGGCUUCAAUAAACCUCUUGCUGUUUGCAUCAUCA
Mus musculus (house mouse) is the source of this 3694-nucleotide messenger RNA. RefSeq names its product complement component 7 (gene C7). The record is from RefSeq and is marked validated. The transcript is spliced from 18 exons. NCBI's taxonomy places the organism in Eukaryota, Metazoa, Chordata, Mammalia, Rodentia, Muridae. Gene Ontology annotation, cellular component: membrane attack complex; other organism cell membrane; extracellular region. The coding region runs from base 87 to 2624 and encodes 845 amino acids. Gene Ontology annotation, biological process: complement activation; transmembrane transport; complement activation, GZMK pathway. Gene Ontology annotation, molecular function: wide pore channel activity.